Messenger RNA from Exophiala xenobiotica, 1504 nucleotides. RefSeq lists its product as uncharacterized. The record is from RefSeq and is a predicted model, not a curated record. Lineage: Eukaryota; Fungi; Ascomycota; Eurotiomycetes; Chaetothyriales; Herpotrichiellaceae. The transcript has 2 exons. The coding region runs from base 1 to 1344 and encodes 447 amino acids.
AUGGCAUCAACUGCAAUCGAGUAUUCGGCCUACCGAUCUGACCAGCCGCGGCCGGGGGAUGACUCGUGGGACGUCCGGUAUCUAAUAUCAUACUGUGACGACGAAGGCGCACUCGUACAGGAGAUCAUCUCUGUCCCAGAGAUCGCAAUCUUCUAUCUCGGCAUUGGAUGGCGAUAUGGAGAUCUUCAAGCGUACCUCGAUUUUCCAGCCGCAACGUAUCCUGAACAAUGGUAUGCGAACCCACCGAGCCUCUCCGGUCCUGCAACAUCCUUCACCGAUUCAGCCUUUGCGCAGCUUCCUCCUGAGAUCCGACAAGAAAUCUACGAUUAUGUCCUCCACGACGAUUGGGAAAGGGAGAUGGACAUAACGGUUCUGCGCAGUUGCAGUGGUCGUAUCCGCCGUCGCCGACCCUUUCUCACCCGCAGACUCGAGGGCCCCCUGCUGUCGUGCAAAGACCUGCAUGUGGACUUGGUGGAGUACCUCAUGGAUAGCACACGCUACAAGUUUGAAUGCGGCACGCGUCAAUGGCUCAAGGACACACCAUAUGUGUGGGGUUAUGAGAGCUUGAAGUUGGUCCGGUAUCUUGACAUGAGUAGCCACUACUAUCUCCUAACCCGCCCCGAGACACAUUUUGCCAAUCUGUUGCGCGUCUUGACCACCGGCUUUCCGAAUCUAAAGUGGCUGCGCUUCGCGAGCGAAUGGGACACGGGCGCACUUUGCAUCCCAUACGAGGAAACCAAAGAUAAGAACAGACCAAGUCGCCAUCAACAGGAGAUGCGCACACUGCUCCUUCUGGGAGCCUGGUUAACGCUCAGACACAAGAACAUGGACCUGCUCACCUGCGGUCCUGUCACAACAGGCCUGAACGAACGGGACGAGCCAACGACUCGCGUGUGUAUCGAGGUCAUGAACAAGGACCUUGUCAGAUCGGUGAAAGGUGUUGGGGAUCAAGUAUUGGAUACUCCAAAGAUCCGACGAACCCCCUGGUCCGACCUUGCGAUGAUGAGCACUCGAGAUCUGGUUAUCGACCAAGAAAGCCAAUCUUCUGAAGCCAUGCAAACUCACGCCGGUUUCGAGAAGUUGGAUCUGGAAGGCUACACGAGCCACUUCGCCAGAGGACGCAAGUGGAUUCGAUCUAUCCCAGUUGACCGCCUCAUCAAGAUCUACAACAAGAUUGGAACGAUUUCUCGGCGCCCAACAGGAUCAAAUACUCGCGGCAGUGGGAUAGGCAUGCGUAGUCGAGGCUCUGCAACUCGUGGUCGUGGAUCUAUCAGACAUGGGCGCGAAUUGGUCACUCAUGAUCAGGCAUCAGAGCGCAGACAUGGAUCUUUAGGCGGAUGGUGAUCAUCUUGGUCGAGGUUCAUGCAUGCGUCGAGGUAUCUGUCAUCGUACCCUUGAACCAGCGGACGAAGCGGGAGCAAUGGUUGUCUUGGGCGGUGAAAGUGGUUGAACAAAGGAUGUGAACUUAUGAACUGCUCACGUAGUUGAAGCAUCAUCAUACUCC